Pieris macdunnoughi is the source of this 1293-nucleotide messenger RNA. NCBI's taxonomy places the organism in Eukaryota, Metazoa, Arthropoda, Insecta, Lepidoptera, Pieridae. The record is from the annotation of a GenBank genome assembly.
AUGAUGGGCCAAACACGUUUCAUAAUGAAUACCAGUGUCACAGUGUUAAUAUUAUUCCUUACACAUAGUUUAGGAUUGACUCCGCAGUGCAGGAAUGAACGAGGAGAGCCAGUAGAUUGGUUCUAUGUUUACAAGUUACCCAGGGAAAGAAACCAUUUGAAUCCUUUAGUAAGACGAGGUGUAGCUUACAUGCAUCUGACACCAUCUAAGCUUAGAGGGGGUUGGAUUAUGUCAGAUUUAUCAAUUGGUGACCCUCGUUCAAUGGUUGGCAGAACCUUAGCACCUUUAUAUCAGGAUAAAAACACAAUUUCAGUAAUUUACAAUGACCAACCGCCAUCAACGGAAAAUAAGCCUGAUUUAUUACAAUCUGUGGCAGAAAUGUAUUCUAAGAGUAAAAAAGGCCAACAGAACCAAUCUACUAUGAAAAAAUAUAAAAAAUUCAAACUUGGUGACAAAUACUAUGAUGAUUAUGAUUUAGCUGAAAUGUGUAAAAUGCAUUCGAAAUUCAUGAAAACUAGAGUAGAGAAUGGCCAUACUAAAGGUGUUAUUCUUGGUGACAAGUUCACUUCCUCAUGGCUUGUUCAUUCUGUGCCACGCUUUCCACCUGUACCAGACAGUAAUGGUCUAAACACAAGUUCAUAUAGUUAUCCAACAAGCGGCAUGAAGUUUGGGCAAUCGUUCCUUUGCGUAUCCGUCCAAACGGCAACACUUAACCAAAUCGGCAUGCAGUUGAAAUACAACGAGCCAUCAAUAGUAUAUCAUCGUUUGCCGCAGGAAUUUGAAAAUGAAUUACCCAAUUUGGUAGAUGUCAUUCGAAAUAAAACUGUGGAUGCAUCGCCUUGGUACCACAUAGAAAGCUUCGAAACUUUAGUUGGUCGCAAAUUCCUGUCAUUUGCGAAAAGUGCGAUGUUCAACGACGAUUUGUACAGUGGUUUAGUGGCUGAAGUAUUGCAGUCUGAUCUUUUAGUUGAGUCUUGGAUGAAUGGACCGGGAACUUUGGAUUCGGAAUGUAAUAGGAAUUUCCAGGUCCGAAACAUCGAACGCCUAAAAUUUCCCAUAGCCAAGAUGUCGUUUACCUCUCACAACGACCACUCGAAGUGGGCCGUGGCCGUGGCUCACAAGAUGCACAAUAGUCAGGAUACCAAAGUAGCAGACUACUGGGUGUGUGUCGGAGAUAUUAAUAGAGCUUUGCCCCAAGAGUCCCGUGGUGGUGGAACAGUUUGUACGUCUGGUCCCAUACUUUGGGGUAAUUUCGCGCAUUUAAUCGAAUCUGUUCAAUCUUGUAAUAAUUAG